Molecule: messenger RNA, 1511 nt
Organism: Papaver somniferum (opium poppy)
Lineage: Eukaryota; Viridiplantae; Streptophyta; Magnoliopsida; Ranunculales; Papaveraceae
Product: pentatricopeptide repeat-containing protein At1g62350
Exons: 3
Coding region: 310-1083 (257 amino acids)
Molecular function (GO): protein binding
Source: RefSeq, a predicted model, not a curated record
UUUACCUACCUCAUGCUCCUCAAAUUUGUUUACCAGGAAAUUAGAGUAAAAUUUUGCACACACCACCACCAAAAGAUUUACCAACGAGGAUUGGAUUUUGCAUAAUAUAGACACGUUGAUCAAUCUAUUGGGCUGCCAAAUCCAAACCUGUUCCAACCAUUCUCUAACCCCUCUGCCAAACACGCCUGCAGAAAAUAAAGCCCCAGCUUCAACCAUUUCGUAUGCCUGUAAUCUGUAUGUUAAAACGCUUCAAAGAAACGCCUAGGCACUGAAUUCCCACCCCCUGUUUUCCGUUUAGCAUUGGGAAAGAUGCUGCGCGUGGCCUCGAAUUCACUACUGCGAAGGGGAAGAGGAUCAAAAAAUGCUAUUCCUCUGAUAACCAUAGAUGAUUUAGUCUAUGACUACCAUGGAGCAAAAGAGGAAAUUGGUGAUUGUGCGCGUAGAUUCUCUGUGUCGGGAGCUUCCCCCAGUUUAUCAAUAUGGAGAGGAAGGAAAAAAGAGAUGGGUAAAGAAGGUUUAAUCAUUGUAAAAGAACUCAAACGAUUAAAAUCAAACCCGAUUCGCCUCGAAAGGUUUAUGGAAACUCAAGUAACUCGUCUACUCAAAUUAGAUCUUUUUGCUGUUCUUGCUGAAUUUCAACGUCAAGAUCAAGUUCUCCUAUCUAUGAAGAUAUACGAAAUGGUGAGAAAAGAAAUAUGGUACCGGCCAGACAUGUUCCUUUACAGGGACAUGCUUAUGAUGCUUGCAAGGAACAAAGAGAUUGUAGAGACAAAGCGGGUGUGGGAAGAUCUAAAGAGGGAACAAGUACUGUUUGACCAGCAUACAUAUGGCGACAUUGUGAGAUGUUUCUUGGAUAACGGAUUAGAAACUGUGGCAAUGGAGAUUUACGAAGACAUGAGGCAAUCACCUGAUCCCCCUCUCUCAUUGCCUUAUCGAGUUAUCUUGAAAGGACUCCUUCCAUAUCCUGAACUGAGGGAAAGAGUAAAAGAUGACUUUCUUGAACUUUUUCCAAAUAUGAUUAUGCGUGACUCUGAAGACCUAUGUGAAGAUGAUGAGCCGAGCAGUGAAAGCGAAGACGAUUAAGAUGUUGCCUCUUCACUCUUUCGAGUCCAAACCAAAAUGUGAAUAUCCCUGUGAAGGUGAAAGCCCUGCUACAAACUUUACUGCAUCAGAUAAGCUAAUUUGGAGUUUUUGCUGAAAGCUGCUAGGCGCGAAACAAGAUGAAGCAACAGCGAAGGCUCAGGAAGAGACUCCAAAUGUGACAGUGAUGCCCAUUCUUCCUGGGGUUAUCUUGCUCUACCGCGACUGUGCUGGUCAAGAAGUUGCUAGCCUGACCCUUGAGGGAUAAAGGUCUUGCAUGACUUCAGUUGUUUCGCUCAUUUUACUCCAUAACAAAUAAAACCAUGUACUGAAAAGAACUUUUGAAUUUUAGAACUUGUUUCUCAGCAUGUUAUUCCAGUAAUGUCCAACUUUUGGGCUUUGAUUUUUAACCAGCUCCCUGGUUCGGGUCA